CUCGACCGGCGAACGACGGACCCGCGUGCACGCGCGAUUCAUCACCAAAGUGGGGAUCGAUCCUAUAUAGGAGGGAAAUUCCUCUCCCCUUCGGCAAAAGUGAGAAGGACACGAUCACCUGUCGAUAACCGUCUAUCGUUCUCCGGUUCAUCGGAGAUAACCGCCAUUUUGUUUGGACGUUGUAAGGACAAUUAAAGGAUGAAAUUUCUUCUAGUGACUUUAUUAUUAACGUUAAUUUUGACCGUCACAUACGGUCAACUCAGAUACGAACCGUUCGCCGAGAAACCAGGAUCCUGUCCUCCAGCUCUGCCAGUUCAAAUCUGCAGUCAGUCGUGUUUCUCUGAUUCCCACUGCUUAGGGAUCGGCAAAUGUUGCCCGACUAAUUGCGGAGGAUACGUCUGCUCGAAACCUGUGACAAUGCGGCAAUCAAAUCCACAAGAGAAACCAGGAUCCUGCCCAGCAGUGCCAAAAGGACGAUGGGUGUGUUCGCCAACUUGCAGCGUGGAUAGCGACUGCAGAGGAACGCUGAAAUGCUGUAAAAAUCGGUGUGGUGCAUUGGCCUGCCAGAAACCGGACGUCGAAGUGAUCGAAUCCGUGGAACUUCCGGUUGUCCCGUUACCGGAUGAACAGCCCGACAUUCCUAGGAAUCCGUAUGAAAACCCUAGGGAUCCAUACGCGAUCCCUAGAAAUCCGAAUACGUAUCCCUAUUACUUCUAUAAUAAUUAAUUAGGACGUUCACAGUUACACUAGAUCAGGAACAAUUAAAAGUUUAUAGACUUUGUGAAACUUGACGCCAUAUACUCUUCACACGUGCCAUAUUGAAAAAAAACAUAUGAACUUUUUUAAAACAUUAUAAAUCACUCUGUGAAAAAUUAUUAUUUAUAACAAUGAUCUUAAAAAUCAGCUUCGUUCUUCAUUUUUCCUCAACACUUUCGGUUGAUUAGAAAAUAAUUUGAUUGAUUAUGUUGAACGCCUAGUGAUAUUGGAAUUUCUUGAGAGUGAAAGAAUGAUUGACAAGAAUGAUUAUAAUUUAAAUAUAUAGUAUUUGUUAAUAUUUAUUGUUUAUGAGAUAAGUUCUCUAAUGAAACAGAAUAAGACUAUCUAUCGAAGGUGGAUCUCAGAAGGUCAACAAUGAUAUCUAAAAGGAAAGAUGUUAAAAAUGUGUCCUUCACCGGAAUUUUUAGAUGUCAAUUCAGUAACGUGUAGUUUUACGUAAGAAAUUGCGGUUUAACCUGACUUUUAACCUAACUGGCCCACAUUUGCACGGCAUAUUAGAUAAUAUGUACGGUAACACGUUCAUGCAUUAAAAGGAAGAGGUCGUUGACAGACUGGAGAGUGGAGAAAUUUUAAUCUUUACGAAUAUAGAUGAAGACAAGAAUUAAUUAUAAAUUGAAAUCUGAAUAAAAAUUUGAAUUAAAUCAGAAUCGACGAAGUUACACCAUUGAGAAAGAAAGAAGAAAAUUAAGAUUCAUUUUAAUAUAAACGAUUUACAUAUACUUCGAAUUUUAAAUUAAGAAAACAGCAUAAAAGAAUCUAGUAUUUCACAAGAUGAAUAAAAAUUCUUUUAUUUUCAACGAAGAGACUUCUUACAUCCCGCAGAUUGAUAUUGCCAAUGUAAAUGUCCGUCUUACCGCGCACUUUAUUAAUAACAGUAAUUACAUGUACGCAUCAGUCUGUCAGAACAUGUUGUUUAAAUAGUCAGCGAUGGCUUCAAACUGAGUGUGUAUUCAAUAGUUUAA
This is a messenger RNA of Nomia melanderi (Alkali bee), 1739 nucleotides long. RefSeq names its product WAP four-disulfide core domain protein 2. Gene Ontology annotation, molecular function: serine-type endopeptidase inhibitor activity. Lineage: Eukaryota; Metazoa; Arthropoda; Insecta; Hymenoptera; Halictidae. Gene Ontology annotation, cellular component: extracellular region. The record is from RefSeq and is a predicted model, not a curated record.